Scatophagus argus is the source of this 1503-nucleotide messenger RNA. RefSeq names its product CD40 ligand-like. The record is from RefSeq and is a predicted model, not a curated record. The coding region runs from base 378 to 788 and encodes 136 amino acids. NCBI's taxonomy places the organism in Eukaryota, Metazoa, Chordata, Actinopteri, Scatophagidae. Gene Ontology annotation, cellular component: membrane. Gene Ontology annotation, molecular function: tumor necrosis factor receptor binding. Gene Ontology annotation, biological process: immune response. The transcript has 4 exons.
GCACGUCUGUCCUCUUAAUGGAUGGACUCAACUGAUUUUUUUGACGAGAGUUUUUGAAAGUUCAGUUCUUUAAAGUGAAUUGGAACUGACUACUUAUUGAGUGCCAGUGAACACAGGUGUUCCUGCUGCUUUGUUUAAAACCUGAGAAGUUCCCCAUUUUAAAUCUGACUCGAUUGCUAUUUUGUCACCAGAUGCAACAAGGCUGUGCUAUACUGUGGUUCACUGAAAGCUCGACACACAUGGUUUUCACUGGGUACUGACAAAAGGCCCAGAACAGAAAGAAUGAUGAAGAUGCAAGAUGAUGAUGGUUUGUUUUCUGUCUUUUUAAGGAUGGAGUCUCCACACUGAAGCCAAACAUCAGUGAAACAGUCAACACUAUGGCAGCUCCGUUAAAGUCAAUAGGACCCUCUCUGUCAUACAUCCAGUUAAUGCGCUCUCAGGACAAUCGAAAAUGGCAAGACUCACUCAGCAACAGUUCUGUCCCCAGCAUCCUCAAACUGGAUAAAGACUCCAUCCACUGCUUGAAGGACGGCCUCUACUUCAUCUACGCCCAGGUCACCUUCAGCGAGGUCUUGCAGGAAAACCAGGACAAAUCCGUGAUUUUGACAAGAUAUGCGGAUGGUAAAAGUAACAAGGUCCUGGUUGAGGGGACCUUACCGCACACAACACAUGGCUCCCUGUGGGUGGCCAAGAUUGUCAAACUCAGACAGGGAGACAACAUCAGCAUAAAUAUCACAAGUGAUUUUCGAACAGAUAGCACAUUCUGGGGUGUCUAUCAGCUUCAGUAGAGCUGCGGGUCUCCAGGAUUUGUUAUUACGCAACAGGGAAUCAAUUGCAUGUUAUUAGUAAAUCUAUACAAAUAUCAGCGAAAGCUGUUCUGCACCUGUAUUUGUUCCAACAUGUUGUGCUAGAUAUUUAACUUUAAUCUUAUGCUAAAUCAGUCAGUCUUUUUUUUUGUGGAGGGUAAAACCUUUUAAUAAUCUUUGUGGCCAAUGCGGAACACUAAAAUGUUAAAAUCUCCAUCAGGCAGGGUGAAGAAGUUUUUAAUGGCAGGUUUUACCGACCAAAAUCUUGUUAUAAAAGGUCACAUCUUGAUAUCAGACUGACUUUGGACAAAAAUAUCUUAGUAAACCAACAAACAACAUCAGUCUAACCUUAGCAGAGUCAGUGCUUUUAAGUAUGCCAGCUGGUUCUGACUUUUGAAGAAGAGCAGCUUUUGAUGGUCAAUUUUUGACAUUGGUAUUUUAAAUGAAUGUAAACUGUGUCUGUCUGGGGCAUGAAUAUGUUUGUUUUCAUUUCUGUGGUCUUGUGUAAUUUAUGAAAUGGAAUAUUGUAUGUCAGUGGUUUGAUUUCAGGGAGGGAGAGUGAAAUGACGAAGUAAUAAAAACUAUUUUAAAGACACUGACUCAAUUUAGUGACUUCUUAUUUGCGCUCUGAAGUGCCAUGUGACCACACGGUGGCGCCACUUUUCUCCAAAUCAGAGGUUACAUAUAAGACUGCAUG